ACUGAAAUAUUUUCUUCUAUAACCCAAACAACACCCCCAAGAAGUAACAAACUCAAAAACCCCUGCAAAACCCCACAGAUGGAAAAACUCAAAAGCCCCUGCAAAACCCCACAUAUGGAAAGAGGUGAAGAAGCGUCUCCUCCAAACCCUAACCCUAAAUCAUCUCUCUGCCAAGAAUGCUCCCAAAACCCAUCAAAGUACACAUGCCCGGGCUGCUCUCUCCGCACCUGCAGCCUCCCCUGCGUCAAAUCUCACAAGCAACGCACCAGCUGCACCGGCAAGCGACUCCGGACCGCCUUCAUUCCGCUUUCUCAAUUCGACGACAAUCUACUCAUCUCCGAUUACAAUUUUCUUGAGGAAACAAAGCGAGCGGCGGAAUCCGCGCAGCGGAUGCGAGAUGGGCUUUUCGGGAACUAUGGUUUUAGGCUGCCCAUUAGAUUGAAGCUGCUGCGGAAUGCCGCAGGCCGGCGGAAGACGCGGCUUCUUGUUCUGCCCAGCGGAAUGGAGAAGAGAGAGAAGAAUCGGUCGAUUUUCCACCAGAGGAAGAAAUCGAUUUUCUGGACAAUUGAGUGGCGGUUUCAUUCAACAGAUGUCGUGUUAAUUGAUCAUGGAGUAGAUGAACACGAGCACCUGGUUCCCGUGAUUGAAAAACAUCUGAAACCUGGUCCGUGGAAUAAUCAGCUGAAGCCCUUCUGCAAGGAGCCAUUAGACUCUCUCAAGUUUUUCAUUCAAAAAAACCCGAAGGGUCUGAAGUCGCCAUUCCGUGAGCUGAACAUAAAGGACCCUAUAAGCCUGCAAUUGGCCGGUGUUGUCAUUAUCGAGUUCCCUGUUAUCCAUGUUUUCCUCCCUUCCCACAGCUAUGACUUUGAAGUCGAGAAAGACGCAAACACAUUUUCUAAGGUGGAGAAGGCAGAGCCUUUCAAUGAUAUCCCAAGUCCAAAGGGUGUUCUCUUCAGGGAAGAAGAAAUCGAUGAAGAUGAUGCCACCUUCGAUACACAGGUGAUGGAUUUCAUGAACUACAUGAAUCCAGAGCCUCUUAUCCGAGAUAAGGUAGUUGAGAAAGAAGCUAGUCUCUCGACGAGAGCUUUUGAAGUCACGAGACCUGUUUCUGAAAGCAACGUACGAGCAUUUAAGGGGGAAGAAAUGAUUGAGUAUUUUCACUGCAGCAUGAAGGCAUCAGAAGAAGCCAACGACAUGGAUUUCGAUUUUGAGCAGGACUUGAGGGAUGCUUAUUCGGACCUGAUUGGGCAAGUUAACCCUGAUGAUUUCCUGUGCUUGGAUGGCGGAUUUGUUGAUGAAGAGGAUGGAAGGAGUGGGGAUUGUUCGGUCUUUGAUGGAGAGGUGUUGAGGGACGAGGAAUUAGAGGAAGGGGAGAUUCCGGAAUCUUAAAAGGUAGUAAGAAACCAAGUUCGAAAAGAAGCAGCAGGUAUUAACAGCCAAAAAACACAUUAUACAUCGAGAGGAACUGUAUGAUCCUUGGCGCAAGGACUGACUAGCAGAUAAUAUCCUCAGGGUCCUCAGUUUCUAUAUGUGGGGCCCAUGGUUUUCUGUGAUGUAGGUGGUUGAUUUGAUGGUUUCUAGAUAGGAUAGAUGUGUGCUGGAGAUGUCUCAAAAUUGGAAAGGAUCCUAGCAGUUCAUUCUUCGGCCUCAAGUUGAAUAUGAACUAUUCAAAAGAGCAGGGAUUAUUCCUAUGGAGAUGAGUUUUGGGGGGGUGUGACUGUUGACCGUCAGCAUCGGAUCAGUAGCCCCAAUCGCCAAACCAUGAAGCCCACUGGUAUGAAAUGAGGACUUCGAUUUCCCUUGGGGGUUUGAUGAUGCUCAUGCUAUCAUGGCCAUGAUCAGCAAACAUGCGUGUGUUCGGAGUGUCGAACAUGGCUUCAAUAUAUUUUUCUGAGAUUCCUUGAUGUUUGACGCCCCCAUCUAUUCAUGGGCCAGGCAUGGGAUGUUGAAAUUGAGGUAAGCUUCUCAUGUUUCUCAACCAAGUGGGCUUGCGGAUCAAAGUUUUGGGUUUUAGAUGAGUAUUAGGUAGGGAUUAUGGGUACAUUUUUAGUAGAUGAGCUGCAAUAUUAGAGGCAUAUUCAUGUUGUGAUGCAGUUGGAUGCAUUUGCAAAUUGAUAAUGAGAUAUGUUCUUGUUGGUAUUAUAUUUGGGAUAGUUUGUGUAUAAAAUCAGAGUAGCAUACGCUAUUAAUGGGACUGAUUCUGAAUUAA
Magnolia sinica is the source of this 2209-nucleotide messenger RNA. RefSeq lists its product as uncharacterized. Gene Ontology annotation, biological process: box C/D snoRNP assembly; snoRNA localization; maturation of LSU-rRNA from tricistronic rRNA transcript (SSU-rRNA, 5.8S rRNA, LSU-rRNA). The record is from RefSeq and is a predicted model, not a curated record. Gene Ontology annotation, cellular component: pre-snoRNP complex; nucleus. NCBI's taxonomy places the organism in Eukaryota, Viridiplantae, Streptophyta, Magnoliopsida, Magnoliales, Magnoliaceae. Bases 79 to 1389 code for a protein of 436 amino acids. The transcript is spliced from 5 exons.